Messenger RNA from Exophiala viscosa, 943 nucleotides. RefSeq names its product oxidoreductase. The transcript has 3 exons. NCBI's taxonomy places the organism in Eukaryota, Fungi, Ascomycota, Eurotiomycetes, Chaetothyriales, Herpotrichiellaceae. The coding region runs from base 107 to 874 and encodes 255 amino acids. Gene Ontology annotation, molecular function: oxidoreductase activity. The record is from RefSeq and is a predicted model, not a curated record.
GUUGCAAGGUCGUUUACGAUCACAACUAGAAGCUAGCAAAUAACUCUCUGAAGAACGAAGGAGUAUUCGGUUCUAGGACAGAGAGUAUUGCCAGAUCUAAAAUAGGAUGGCUAGUCUUGAAGGGAAAGUUAUUUGUAUCACGGGGGGGGCCUCGGGAAUCGGUUUCGAACUCGCAAAGUCGGCCGCUCGACGUGGAGCAAGACUAUCCCUCUGCGAUAAUCAGAAGGAACAGUUAGCAAAUGCAGUCGCGAAUCUCAAGUCUACUGGUGCAGAUGUCCUCGGAACCGUCGUGGAUGUUACUUCUGAUAUGCAGGUCGAUAGCUGGAUCGCAUCCACGGUCGAACAUUUCGGGAAGCUUGACGGUGCCGCCAAUUUCGCGGGUGUUGAACGAAAACACGGCGUCUUUACGCAGAUUUCCGACGUCACCAACCAGGAAUGGGAAUUCGUUCUGUCUGUCAACUUGACCGGGGUCAUGUAUUGCAUUCGUGCUCAAGUAAAGGCCAUGAAACGCGGUGGUUCAAUUGUUAACGCGAGCAGUAUUGGGGGCCUACGAGGCAGGGAAGGUAUGGCGCCGUACUGCGUCGCCAAACACGGCGUGAUAGGUCUGACGCGAACGGCCGCACGGGAGAAUGGUGCGAAAGGCAUCAGAGUGAAUGCUGUUGCUCCAGGACCCAUUGAAACACCUAUGUUCCAGCGGCUACGAGAGACACCCAACGAUGAUCAUGACACGAAGAUGAUGACACCUAAUUCGAUGCCUCUUCAGCGGACCGGUCAGCCGGAGGAGGUUGCAGCGUUAGCAGCUUUCCUGCUUAGUGAUGAUGCAAGCUUCAUCACUGGCGCUGUAUAUACCGUUGAUGGUGGCGCAACCUCAUAACACAAACUAAUCUUAGAUACCUUAAGAAAGAGCAUCGCUUGCGCUAUGCAGCGACGCUGUGCCACCCAC